Microtus ochrogaster (prairie vole) is the source of this 326-nucleotide messenger RNA. It is a transcript of the gene H4c9, whose product is annotated as H4 clustered histone 9. Gene Ontology annotation, molecular function: structural constituent of chromatin; protein heterodimerization activity; DNA binding. Gene Ontology annotation, cellular component: nucleosome. The record is from RefSeq and is a predicted model, not a curated record. NCBI's taxonomy places the organism in Eukaryota, Metazoa, Chordata, Mammalia, Rodentia, Cricetidae.
GUAAUGUCUGGUCGAGGCAAGGGCGGGAAAGGCCUGGGCAAAGGCGGCGCCAAGCGCCACCGCAAGGUCCUGCGCGACAACAUCCAGGGCAUCACUAAGCCCGCCAUCCGCCGCCUGGCCCGGCGUGGAGGAGUCAAGCGCAUCUCUGGCCUCAUCUACGAGGAGACCCGCGGGGUGCUGAAGGUGUUCCUGGAGAACGUGAUCCGCGACGCGGUCACCUACACGGAGCACGCCAAGCGCAAGACCGUCACGGCCAUGGACGUGGUCUACGCGCUCAAGCGCCAGGGCCGCACCCUCUAUGGCUUCGGCGGCUGAUUUGCCAGAGG